ACAACGGCAGAGGCGGCGGACACUCAAUAUGGCUUCCGUACGAUUGGUCUCCGGUCGCUCGUCCGUUCCGUAAAAGUAAAAUAAAUUUUUUUUUUUAAAUAAAAAUUUUUAACGAAAUAUUAGUACUUGUUAUUUAAAAAAAAUAAUUUAUUAUACCUAUAAUAUUUCGCGUGAUCGUCAGUGGGGCCGCCGCCCUUGAGUGUAACAUAUUUUUAUUUCAUGUAAAUCGUUUUGUGCUUGUGCGCUAAAAUCUGUGGCCGUAUCGUAAAAGUGUGUUUGGUGUGUGUGUGUGUGUAUAAUAAUUAUAUGCACUCGUCCGAUUCUAUAAAUUAUUAUAGUUAAUGCUGGUGUUGUGCUCCGAGUGAUUAGUGUCGGCAGUGGUUGCUGUCGUGUACGACGCGGUGCGUACGACUAGUGAAAAUAUUAUAUAAUUGAUGUGUAGAUCGUUGUGGCUUUAUAGAGUUAAGAGUCGUCGAGUGUCGGUGGUGUAAAUCCGUCGUCGGCGUCUUUGUGUGCGAUAUCCAUUAUGUCGUCUUUCUGAAUCGCUUCGGAGAGACCGAAUCGCCGCCGCUGCUGCUGUCGUCAUCAUCGUCAUCACCAUGAAUUACCGUCCGAAACCCAAUCCUUUCGAUGGCUUGAGGAACUCUCCAUCUUCGCACAACCGUGGAGGACUCAGCUACAUGACUACAAUGGAACGGGAAAAACAACGUGAGAAAGAAAGGCAGUCCAGACAGCAACAAGUUUCCGAGAACAAUGUCAAAGACAAGAAAGAACUAUUCGGCUCUCCAGUAAAGGUGGACGACGCAAACGACGAUGAACAGAGCCAGCUGAUCCAGAGUCAGUUGGGUUCGUUCGACGACGCCAAACCGUACUUGGACCUGGUGUUCAGCUGCGGAAUCACCGGCAUGCCGCCGAGUCCCGCUCCACCGCCGCCGCCGUCAUCGUCGCUGUCCGUCGCCGGUAUGAUGCAACACCACCACUCGUCGACAUCGUCGUAUCCCUCCUCGUCGUCUGCAGCCAUCUCCUCCGCAGCAUCGGCAAAGUCACACCAUCACGCCGCCACCGCCGCUGCCGCCGUGAUCGGCCAACAACAGUCGUCGUCCAGGAGAUCCGUGUCGCCCGCGUCCGGCGGUGGAUCCGUGGCACCCGCAGUCACGGCGUCCUUUAAGAAACCGACCGUCACGUCGCACGCCAUGGCUAGAUCGUCGUCAUCCGGGGGCGGCGGCGGCUCCUCUUCGUCGGCGCACUUUCAGCCACCCGCCAACCCACCCAGGAGCAGUAACUUUUUGAAACCUGGUGAAAUGAAGCCACCUUACUCGUCGAUGAGUCGAUCGACGAGCAGCAACAUGAGGAGUAGCCAUUCUUCGCACCACAGGCCAACACACAAGCCCAACCUUGCCAUAUCAAAUGUAAAGAAUAGUCAUAGUUCAAACGAUACCAGCACGCCCAGCACGAUCGAAGACAUCCUAAACGAAAUGACCGUAGGUCUUCCGCUUGUGUCGGACAUCGCAGAAACUCCGAGGGUCUCGAUCGUCGACUCCAAGUACACCGCAGAUGGAAAGGUGGAACCGCAGCAAAGGAUGAGUCCCAAAGACGCGUCCGAGAGCCUGAAAAAAAUGCUCGGCGAACCCAAACAACUGUUUGCGGAUCCCGUGCACAGAAAUCCACAGCCAUCGUCGCACGGCGUCUCGCCGGACGCCGCUGCUUCCGUCUCGGCUGCAGCAGCAGCAGCCGCCGCGGCCGUGCCCAUGGACGCCAAACCGUCGGGGCCGUACAACCACUCGCUGUUCGCAUCGUACAUGGUUAAACCGUCGGUCAGAGGGUCUAACAUAAUAUCACAACCUCAGCAGACGCAACUGAUGCAGGAAUCACAGCAGUUGUCGUUAUCUCCACCCACUGACAAGAUCCGCCGGAGUUCCACGUCGACCAACGUCAUAUCGUCUGACACAACCAACUACAGUUCCACAAAGGCCGACAAGACCAGUAGUGACAUGUCCGUGGAUGAGGACAGCUCGUCCAGUGAAGAAGGCGAGAAGGACAGUAGUUCGGAUAGCAGCUGUAGCGACAGUGAGAGUAACGACGAGAAGAAGGACACCGUCCCACCGGCGGCCGUUUCACCGCCCCCGCAAGAGGAACAGGAAGAAGAGCCCAAGUGGUAUCUGAAAAACUUUUUGAAAAAGAGCACGCCCGACACGAACAACACGACCAGGACGUCACAACAGGAGGAACCUGUUGGAUUGGGUGAUCCUAAAUCUAGUCCAAGCUUUCCUACGCAGCGAUCUGAGGUUGUUGAAUUAUUAUCAGAGAUGUCAGACUCAGACUCUAACCAUAGUGAUAAACAAAAAAGCCAAUCUGAUUCAUCAUCUUCUUCAUCUUCAUCAUCCUCAUCAUCCGAAGAUGAAGACGAUAAGAAGAAAAAACCUCGAGACACUAGCAGUGAUUCGUCCUAUAGUAGCCGUUCGCAUGCAUCAUCUAAACCAAUAACAGACUUACACAAGAAAUACUCAGCAUUAGUAAAGUGCGAGAAAAAAGAUCUCAAGAAAUCAUUAGUUAAACCUGCUAAAUUAGUAGAAAGGAAAUCAACACCAGUGUUGGUAAAAAAAGAGGAACCAGUUGAAGAACCAGUUGCAAAAAAAAGAGGUCGAAAGAAGGGUUCAACAAAAACUCCUAAACCUCUUCUGCCAUCAAAAAUCAAGUCAAAACCUUUGGUUUCAUCAGAUACAGAGGAUGAUGAACCACCUAAACCAGUAAAGAUAAGUGGAAAACCAAGGGGUCGACCACCAGGUAGUAAAAAUUCAAAAGUGGUAUCAGCUAGCAGCGAAUCAGAAGAAUGGACUGAUAGUAGCCGAAAGAGUCGAAAGAAAGAUUCUGAAAAGAAGUCUUCACAUUCAGUAAAGAAAACACCGUCCUGGGAAAAAAACCAACCUCAAAAACCUGUAGCUCGAGUUAGUGCUGCUUUACGUCCACCACGUUCAAUUUCGAGCAGUGCAGAUUCAGACUCCUCUGAUGUAGAAUGUAGGCCACCACCCAUGUCGACAGCAACUGAAAGUCCACCCAAACUUGAUGUAGAGGGAAUUAAAGUGCAAGAUAAGAAGAAGAAUGAUACUUUAAGGAAACUGUUUAUAACACGACGUGAAGAUGGUGGAGCCAAGAGUGGUGGAAAAUCCAAAGGGGGCAAAGGUGGCAAAGGUGGAGUUAUCAUAAUUGAUAACAAUGAAGCAAUGCGCAAUGACAACGAACGUGUUAUAUCUCCUGUACCAGUCAUUCCACUCAUGCCUAAAGAACCUGAAGGCCUAAAGACUUUAAAAUUAUCUGUGAUGUGUAAAAUACCUUUAAGUAAAUUGCCACCUAAUUUAAAUUACUUGGUAAAACCAGCAAGAUCUGAAGAGCUGAGAACCUGUGCUGAUUUGGCAAAUACAAGGCAAGAUGAAAAAAAACAAAAGCAUAGGCAUCAUAAGCAUCAUCACAAAGGCAGUCCAUCACAAGCCAUUUCAGGAUCAGAAAAAUCUAAAUCCAACGAAUCUCCAGCGAAUACUGCUCCGCCUGCUCAGCCUCUUCUCCAACAGCCUUCUUCUGAUGGCUAUUCCAAAGGCAUGAUGGACAAUGUUAAUGUAUGGCGUAAGCCAACAUCUGUAUGUGCAGUAAUACCAGAAGCAAAAGUUAAACCCCUUGAGCAUAGUACUAUGUCAUACUUGCAACGCCCAGCUGCCACCAGUGGUCUGAUUCAUGGCCCUUACGAAGAAUCAUCCGAAGACGAAGAUGGUGGACCACCUCCUUUCCUUCCAUAUAGUACCACCUCUGUUCAAAUAAUGGACCCUCGGUAUAAACGUUCAUUGGAACUAGAUCAAUACUCUCCUAAUGCUUCAAAAAGACGAAAAUUUCACAAUCCAACUGGUUCAGCAACACUAGGAAGAUAUGCUACAGGAAUAGGCGAUGGAUUAAUAAAUGAUAUCUUGGUGGAUCGCAUGCAUGAAGUUCCUGUACAACCUCCUCCCAGACAACCAUCAUGGCGCAUGCAAUCCAUGCACCACCAGUAUCCUCCAAGGAAAAGAUUCUUCUCAUACUUUGUAACUGACUUGUACCCUGAAAACAAUAUGCACCAAGAGGUCCCGUUGAAGGAGGCACAAGCAUUAACCAAAUUAGCAGAGUACGAGCCUGAUCCUAUUACUCAAGAAAUGAAAUACUUGGACGGUAUUCUGUGUUUUGUACUUAGUGGGCAUUUGAUGGAGAAUGAUGGGACUAGGGAAAGAGCAGUGCUCAAAAUUUAUAAUGACACUGUUGACUUAAUUAAAGUUAUUUGGUCAAAAAUCUAUAACUACCGUGCAGACUGUGAUCAUGAAGAGCUAGACGAAAUAUUUGAAAUGGCUGAUAACCCAGAAAGGGAUAAUAGGCUAUUAAUACUUUGGAUGAGGUGUCUUAGCUUCCUGCGAUUGAAAUUAUUCAAACUUCUUGUAUACCAAAAUAGACAAAAUUUUAAGACUGUUCAGCAACAUUUUCUGAAGAAUGUGGGUUCAAGUCCCAUUUCACCAUCUCCAUCACCAGCCAGUUCUGUGGAAAGUCACUCAUCAGGAUACUGUAGUAGUAGCAUCACGCCCAGUGGUGGAGCUGCAUCGUCUGGAGCUGCAACAGGUGUGAUCGGCGUUCCAAUUGUUGUGCACAAUGCUAUUCAUUCGCAGCACAUUUUGUAUUGUCAUUUGGCAGCAGCACAUGAAAUGUGGCAACGUGCUGACCUUUUAGUUAUGCGCGGGAAACAUACACAAUUCUUUGUUGAGAUGGACCGACAUUGUGGACCGCUCACACUACAUAGUACCGGCCAUGAUCUCACCCUGUAUGCUCGCAUUGCAAUUUCCCGCAUGAGAUGUGAGUUUAACAUAAAAAAUUACCUUCCAUGAUAUUAGAUGAACACCUCGGAAGCUAAGUCAUUACACACAUAAAAAAAAAGUACAGACCAUACUGUCUUGUCACAUUUCGUCAUCAUCUUGGGCUUCAUUGUAACGAGGAAUUUCAUUUCUGUUUCAUGCAAAUUGUAUAUAACUACUUAAUGUAGGUUAUAACAUUAUAAUAUAUAUCCUGUAUAUAACUCAUGUACAGCUACUUCUAAUUCUCUUCAGUAUAUUCUGUGUAUUUUUUUUUUUUAAAAUAAUUUUAACUUUGAAAGAUAAAUUGUUAUAUUUUGACACAAAAUACUAGAAAAAAAAAGAAAAAAAAGUUAUAUUAAUAUAUAUUUAUAAUAAACAAAUUAUAUAUAUGUAAAUCAUAAAUGUAAAAUAUUAAUUAAAAUUUGGUUCUGAGCAAGACUCUUACAUAACAGUCUUAAAAGCAAAUUUUGGUUUGGGUAUUUAACAUGGGAUUUUAAAUAUACGAUUAUUAUUAUUAUUUUAUGUACUACGUAUAUAUUCAUUAUUAAUCUUGUAAUCUUAAUCUUUUGAUGACAUUAAGUUACAUAUUAUUUUAACCUUACAACUUAUAAAAAAUACCAAAAAAAUUUAAUUAAAUACUUAACAGUAUAUCUUAUAAUUUUAAAAUUUAAUAUAUCUAUAUAUUAUAUAUUUUUUUAACAAGUUAUAAACAUCUGAUUAAUUAUGUUGUAGAGUAAACAACAAUUUUUAAUAAUUUGUUUUGCAAUGUAAAACAAAAAAAAUGUAUAAAAAAAGAGUUGUGUAAUUAAAAUAAAACAAUAUGUAUAUGUAUUGUAUAAUGUAUAUAUAUAUAAUAUACAUGUAUAUUAUUUAUAUAUAUUUUAAUAUGUAUAUGUGGGAAUUCAUUCCUCGCUUAGUUAAAUUUACCUGAUUGUUGUGUCCGAGAUGCUGUUCUAACACUCGGUCAAACAAUCUAAAUAAUAAAAGAAAUAAUAAUUUUUUUUGUUAAUCUUAAGAGUUACCUUUGUGUGGAGUAAAGUAUGUAUGUAGUAACCAAAUGUGUACAAACGACACCAACGUUUAAUUAUUAUUGAAAAAUUUUUUGUUUUGAAUUUCUGGAUGAAAGGCUCAGUUUAGAGCAUCGGUGGGGUUGAUCAAUUGUGUUGUCAAGUUUUGUCUUUUGAACGCACUAGGUUGUGCAAAAGAUAAAGUGAUGAAUAAUAUUUUUUCUUCUAUGAUAUUUAAUAUUACUCUAUAUUAUUAUAAAAUUAUAAAUGUGUAUAAAUACUAAUUUUUCACUCUUCCCAAUCAAUUUUUUUCUAAAAACUAUCUUAGAAUGAGCUUUGUGAGUUAUUAUCGAUUAUUAUUAUAAUAUAUACAAUAUAAUUGCAAAAACUUAUAUUAUGUUUAAUAUACACAAUACAUAUAUAUUUUAUAAACUUUUCAGUGCUUACAUAACUAGUAGUGUUAUAUUUGUAUUAUGUAUCUACAUGUGGUCUGGAGAUAUUUUUGUUUGUCAUUUUGCCAACAAUUUCUCUGACCCGUGAAAGUGACCAACAAAUUUGUUAAUCGCCUUAUGUUGUUUUAAACAACGAUUUAGUAAGACUUAUAUUAAUGCCACAAGUUAAAAUUUAUUUCAUUUACAUGGUUAAUAAUUACAUUUUAAUUAUAGUCUUAUCAUUAGACUGUGACAUUUUUUUUAGACAAUUUGUGUAUAAAAGAUACAAAAAAAUUAUAAACAAAACCAAAGUCUGAGUUAUAUUGCCUUAAAAUGUAAUCGAUAUAUAUAUAUAUAUAUAUACUAUAUUAUGGUAUUCAAAAUGAAAUAUAUUUAGUGAUGUUUACAUUUAGAUUUAAAAUAAAUAAAUAAUAAAAAUACUCAUCCCCUACCUAUUCACCCAAAAAGAUUCUAAACAAAAAAUGUAGUCCCAUUUUACUUUCUUUGUUGUUUUGUUAGUGUUUAAUUUAUUAUUUUUUUUUUCGUUAUAUUAUAAUAUAUAUACAAACAGAUAAACAUUACCAAUUUCCACAUGUUUUAGUUUGUAAUAUUAUAUCAUUAUUAUUAUUAUUAUUAUUAUUAUUAUUAUUAUUAUUAUUAUUAUUAUACUUUUUUUUUUAUUUUAAUAAUUCCGUCACGCACACAAAAUGAUUAGUUGAAUUAUUGUGUUAUUAAAAAAUAAUUUUAGUCCGAACAGUAUUUUAAUUUUUUUCUCGUGCGAUUUUAAAUGCAAUAAUGUUAUUACUUAUUACUAUACUAUACUAUACUACUAUUAUUAUUAUUAUUAUUAUUAUUAUCAUUAUUAUUAUUAGAUAUUGUAAACCCUGUCCGCCUGGCACAGCCGGCGCUCACGGGUCGAUCCCGUUACCUUAAUUUUUUUUCCUCCGUAUCCGCCUCCUUCCCGUUUACGUUACCCCAAAUACGGUUAACUAUAAUAAUUGUGAAGAAAAAAAGAUUGUUAAUAAAAACUAAAAAAAACUGCAA
Molecule: messenger RNA, 7341 nt
Organism: Myzus persicae (green peach aphid)
Lineage: Eukaryota; Metazoa; Arthropoda; Insecta; Hemiptera; Aphididae
Product: AF4/FMR2 family member 4-like
Exons: 18
Coding region: 600-4892 (1430 amino acids)
Biological process (GO): regulation of gene expression
Cellular component (GO): nucleus; super elongation complex
Source: RefSeq, a predicted model, not a curated record